Dermacentor silvarum is the source of this 1212-nucleotide messenger RNA. RefSeq lists its product as uncharacterized. Gene Ontology annotation, biological process: transmembrane transport. Gene Ontology annotation, molecular function: transmembrane transporter activity. The coding region runs from base 154 to 1212 and encodes 352 amino acids. Gene Ontology annotation, cellular component: membrane. NCBI's taxonomy places the organism in Eukaryota, Metazoa, Arthropoda, Arachnida, Ixodida, Ixodidae. The record is from RefSeq and is a predicted model, not a curated record. The transcript is spliced from 11 exons.
GUGGGUCGCUCGUGCCCGUUGGCGCCAGCCCCUGCAGUGGACCACGAUUGACUGGCGGGCUUUGGUCUUACUCGCCUUUUUGUUGCGUGACGGUGUCGCACGUAAGGCCGCACCAGCCGAACCAGAUGUGCUGAGAGAACCGAAACUGAGCUCAUGGAGAGCCGCAAUUCCAACUUCUUGACGCCGGGUUAUUCGGAUCGCGUCGAGAGGAGCGACAAAAAGCCUGCCACGGUUCCCUUGCGCAGUCCGGUUCCGCAUAAGUCACUCCCGGAGCAGGGGAACGAGGACGUGACAGACUUCCGGAAGCCUGACCAUGUCCGAGAAUGCAAGGACGUCUUCUCGCUCAUGGUGUUCUCCGUAUUCGCCGUAUAUAUGGUCUGUGUCGCAAUAGCUGCUGCUUCUCGCCGGGACUAUGUGCGUCUGCUGCAUCACGCGGACAGCUACGGCAACCUGUGUGGCCUGGACAACCGGAACCAAAGGCUUAUCGGCGUGCCGCUGUCCGGCCAGGACAUGCGUGGAAAGACGCUGCUCCAGAAAUCUGAAUCUGCAUGGAUGUGCGUGGAAAAGUGUGAGAAGGAAACUGCCGGCCUGCUGCCUUACGUUUGCUCGGUGCAAGCAUCCGAGGUGCGUGAGUUCAUACUCAGGGAUUCGGACUCGAAGAUUCUCGCUGGGGACCUGCUGUGGCAAAUGGAUGAAAUGUGUUUUGUGGUGCUGAUAGGAAUAGGCAUCACAAUUGUUUGGAUGCUGUGCCUUCGCUUCUGGAUGAGCAUCUACUCUUGGCUGGUGAUGAUGGCGUCGGCUGUCAGCACGCUAGCCUUCACAAUCACACUUUGGUUGGCCUGGGGCAAUGACAUCACACUAUAUAGGCGCUCGCCUGGUGACGUGAUGGAGCUGUCCAAACACAAUGAACGCAGUAACCUGUGGAUCGUGGUAUUGGUGCUACUCACGAUACUCACGAUCGUCACACUGCUCAUGAUUGCCGCCGUUCUCAAGAAAGUCACGAUGAUUGUGGGUGUGUUAGAAGAAGCCGGAAGAGCCCUUGGUGACGUGCCUUCUCUUUUCGGCCAAGCUAUCAUGGCAGCCGGAGGAAUUGUUGUAAUCGCUGGGUUCUGGCUUCUUGGUCUCAUCGCCAUGCUGUCGGUUGUGCAUCCAUUCAUUGACGACGCACAGCAGCGGACCGUUGGUUUUCAUACAGACGGCUUUUUCUGGUAA